AUGGAAAGCACUCCCACCUUGGGCUGCAGGCCGGCAAACUUGGCUGUUUCUGCCUUGAGCGCCAGUCGCGCACUGUACAGUAGAGUGGACAGCUUCCAGUCACCCCCAACGUCCGUGCGCGAACUUUUACAAGAGCUUCGAGCUUUGAUGGAUGCUUUAGGCGGACUUAGUGAUACAAUCGGGGCUGUUACUGAUGUUGAUCUACCUACACUUGAGUCCACCUUAUCACGGUGCGGGGUCGCUUGUGAGAAGUUCAAGGAGGAGAUUGGGAAACACCUGCCUUAUCCGGAUGAUGGGAGUGUCAGCCCUCGAUAUUGGGCUAGGUUACGAUAUAUGGGUGGCAACAUCGUCAAUUUCAGGCUCUUGCUAUCUGGGUACAGGUCAGCUUUCGAGGCCACUCUUGUAUCCACACACCUUCGGCACCAAAGCUUCGUCGCCCCUGAAAUCCUCGAACACCAUAAAAACCUCAUCAAAGUUGCCGGAUCGGAUAUCGAAGUCUUUCUCGAAUGUCUUGAUGAUGAAAUAGGCCCAAAAAUUGACUUGGACACAAGUGAGUUUCAACAGCUAAAGGAACAGCGGCUGGGCAUGGACAACUGCCUCGAAAUCUGUACCCGUUUCUUUGACUCUAUUGGUUUGAUUGAAGUCAAACAAGAAGAAAAUGACCAGGCGUCCGAAUCAUAUGACCCAACUGCUUACCCUGGCGAAUGUGGGAAAGGAAGUUUCAGUACUUUUAACAACUAUUCCACGGGCGACGCCGUCAUUUUUACGGUUUCCACCGACAAGAGAACCAUCCAUGGGAGCAAUAAGGCGCUAGGGUGGAGAUCUCGUUUCUUGGUCGGCCAUUGCAAUGACAAGAGUCUUCAGCAAGUAUCAAAAGAUUUUGCUUUCACGAAUACAGGACAUCUUGAACAAAAGGAGUCAUCUACCGGGAGCAAUACCUCUCGUACAGCUGAUAACCAGAAUUCGUGCCAACCUGAAUUUCUCCAGCGGUACGGGCGAGGUUUUGUUGUAUCUAAAUGA
This is a messenger RNA of Penicillium canariense, 1020 nucleotides long. RefSeq lists its product as uncharacterized. NCBI's taxonomy places the organism in Eukaryota, Fungi, Ascomycota, Eurotiomycetes, Eurotiales, Aspergillaceae. The transcript has 2 exons. The record is from RefSeq and is a predicted model, not a curated record. The coding region runs from base 1 to 1020 and encodes 339 amino acids.